Paraphaeosphaeria sporulosa is the source of this 1409-nucleotide messenger RNA. RefSeq lists its product as uncharacterized. Gene Ontology annotation, biological process: DNA replication, removal of RNA primer. The record is from RefSeq and is a predicted model, not a curated record. The transcript has 3 exons. Gene Ontology annotation, molecular function: nucleic acid binding; RNA-DNA hybrid ribonuclease activity. NCBI's taxonomy places the organism in Eukaryota, Fungi, Ascomycota, Dothideomycetes, Pleosporales, Didymosphaeriaceae. Bases 128 to 1309 code for a protein of 393 amino acids.
CUCUCCUCUGCCCUUCCCUGGGUUGCUCCCACAUGAACCCAGUAAACCCCUCACUUGUCUCCGCGUCCGAUAAACCCACCUCCCGCACCUCCCGCGUCGCCAUCUCUUCUUUUAUCUUCGCAUUCCUAUGCGAGCUUUGCUCAAGCGGAUUCCUGCUCAUCGACAGCUUCUCUGCGCUGCGCUGCAAGAGUCGCUUUGGUCCGCAAAGCCCCGCGAUUGUUCGUCCCGCCACGUAUAUCAUUUCACGAGAAGUAAACCCCAAACAGUCUCAUACCUUAGCCCACUGUACACCCGCUCCUUCUCCGAAGACGCGCGACCCAUAGUCGAUAUCACGUUUCCGCACGACUUAGAAAAAGGCGAAGACACAAUGGCGGGUGGUUCGUCAGCUUCGUCGGGCUCCAAGCACAAGAGGACAGCACCCGCAUUCUACGCUGUCAAGGCCGGGUUCACGCCAGGGAUAUACCAAAGCUGGGACGAUGCCAAACAACAAACUUCUGGGUUCAAGAACCCCGUGUUCAAGAAAUUCACUAUGCUUACAGAAGCGGAGGAAUUCAUGAAAGGCGAGAGUGUUGGCGCUCAAAAAUCUGGAAAAUCGAAAUACUACGGAGUGCAGGUCGGUCACACACCAGGAGUGUAUAUGGAUUGGCCUGCGGUUCUGGAGCAAGUCACCGGCUUUAAGGGCGCCAAACAAAAGCGCUUUGACACGUGGGAGGAAGCACAAGCCUUCGUGAGCGAGGCGCAACAAGGCGGCGCAUCCUCACACACUACCAGCACGCCAAUCAGCCUUAACGGCCAUGUCGACUCAACAACACCGUCCGAAGUCGAAUCGCGGAAGAGCACGAAGAAACAGAAACAGAACGAUGGCUUCGCGGUACCAACUGCGACCAAUGGCGACUACGAACCUGGUACAGGGCCUCUCCCACCAGACGCUGAGGACGGCUUCGACAGGAGGAUCAAGCACGGGCGACCGGAUGGCCCUGAGAUAGAGUACAAGACACAAGAGGAGCUUAGCCUGCGAAAAUUCCAGCCCACCGGCGACUUCGAGGGCGUCCUCGAGGUAUAUACCGACGGCGCAUCUAAGGGAAACGGCCAGCUCGGUGCAUACGCCGGCUUCGGCAUCUGGUUCGGACCCAAUGAUCCCAGAAAAGACAAGAGAUCGAGGCGAAGAAGAUGGCAAAGUUUGCGGCAGAUGAGGAGAAGGAUGGGGCAGAGGUGGAUGAAUAGAAGAGAAGUCGUCGAGUAUAGGAAUCUGUGGACAUUCUUACAGGAGUUGGGACAAUAUGGUUCUAGGGGCAAAAGAGUACUUUGAGGUUAUAACAAGGAAUCUCCGCCAUUGUAUUUGUUUGGAGGAGGCAUCCUGUAUUGAUAUGGAUAGCAUAUUCGUAUGGCGGCUCCCGUCGAUGCCACCG